Talaromyces proteolyticus is the source of this 770-nucleotide messenger RNA. RefSeq lists its product as uncharacterized. The transcript has a single exon. Bases 274 to 717 code for a protein of 147 amino acids. The record is from RefSeq and is a predicted model, not a curated record. Lineage: Eukaryota; Fungi; Ascomycota; Eurotiomycetes; Eurotiales; Trichocomaceae.
AUUUUGUGUCUGACUAUGUCUGCGCCUGCUAACGUCUUGUUUCUUUCCUUCUAGGCAAUUCCCGAGCAGACCAAGAAGCCCAAGUCCCUAUCGGUCCUCUCCAAGCUGCACAAAGUAUCUCGACCUCGUUGGCUCCGUCCUCUUAGCCGCCGCCGUUCUGCAGGUCCUUCUCGCCGUCCAGUACGGCGGCAACAAGCAUGCCUAGAGCAACUCUCGCGUCAUCGCCUCUUCUGCGGCGCUGCGGCCACGGCUGUCGUCUGGUUUUGCUAGAACAUGCACAAGGGCGAUGAAGACCUGCUUCCCCAUUCCAUGAUCAACCGCACCGCCGUGUGGUCGUCAGGCGUCUACCAGGCCUGCCUCAUGUCUGCCGUAUACGACGCUAUCUAUUUUCUCCCCAUCUACUUUCAAUCCAUCCAUAACACGAGUCCCAUGAUGAGCGAUCUCUAUAUCUUACCUAUUAUUCUCCCUCAGGUCGCCAAGGCUGCGUCUUCCGGUGCCAUAAGUAAGUCUGCCGACAACGAGAAUUCAUUCCCCGUGCUUUCCCUCCGCUCCUUCAAAACGGCGCGCUUUAUUCACAUGUACCAAGUUCAACCUCUCAAGCGAUCAUACACCAUUAAUUUCAAAGUAAUAAGUAUAAUAUUCUUAAACAUAAAAGACGUCAAUGUCAUAAUUUUAGUAAUAAUGACUUCGUUGUAUAUAAUUAUUAUUUCAGGUUAGAAAUUGAGAUUUGAAAUCAAUAUCCCGUACGCGGUCAGAAAGAAAGUGCCCAC